Cuscuta campestris is the source of this 770-nucleotide messenger RNA. NCBI's taxonomy places the organism in Eukaryota, Viridiplantae, Streptophyta, Magnoliopsida, Solanales, Convolvulaceae. The record is from the annotation of a GenBank genome assembly.
GUGAUGAGUUUGUUAUUUUCUCUUCUUCUUCAUAGAAAUAGGAGAAAAAAAUUGUCAAUUUACUUUAUACUCCCUCCGUUCCAUUAAACACUUCCUCUUUCGAUUUUUUUGUUUUCCACAAAACACUUCCAUUCCACACUUUUUUCCCAAAAUACCCCCAGCCCUAAAAGACUACCAUCCCACCCAUACCCAGCCCUUUACUGACACAUAUCGUCUCUCUCUCUUCCCUAAACCCUAUCCUCACCUACGCCGAUCAAAUUUUCCAUGACCUCAUCCCCUCCUUCUCCAGAUCUGGACUGGGAUAUGCCUUCCUUUCGCCUUCUAAGUGAAAGCGAUGAAGAUGUUCGACCUCCUAAGCACAAGAGGGUAUGUUUUCCAGGAUACAACCCUGAUGCAUCUGAUUCUUCUGACACCGAUCCGUCUUGGAACUACCGGAAGAAAUACCUUGGGGGUGAUCAUCUUCCGGACGGUGUUGAGUGGAAUUCAGAUCUAGACGAAGGGGAUUCAGAGGUUGAUUCAUUCACCACCGAAGAGAUUGGAGGAAUGACCUCUGAUACGGAAAUUUUCUUUGCCAAACCCGUUGGAAGUCCAAUGAAGCUCAUGCAAUUUGAACAGAGUAAAGUGCUUCAAUCCUCUGUUCUUUAUGAAUUUUGUAUUGCCUCUGUUUCUGUAAACCCUUCAUGCUCUGAUUUUGGGGAAAAAUUACGAAGGGUUAAAGCCCCUGUUGUUUAUGCAGUGUUGUCUUCGUAAAGUAAAAUUUCUUGUUUCUU